UUCUGACCGUCACCAGUUCGUCGUGGACUUCACGUCUCUCCCUGAAGCCGAGCGCGGAUCGGUCUAAUAACUUUUUUUCACGCGCGCACAGAUUCUCGUGACGCACUCAAGUGUCCGCGCGAGGCGGGCGUGCCUUCAUAUUCCUCUGGCGUGAGACGCAAACUCUCAAGGGCAACAAGUUAAGCGAACGGACGCGAUUAAGAACAAGCAACAAAAAGGGGAGACGCGGGGCGAGCGAGCGCGAGAAGGAUGAGGACCUUCCAGAGCCAGAGUCCGCCUGAGCAGCGCGGAGCCCCCCGCAGCGCCAUGAACCCCAGCGCGGCCGGCGUCACCCUCGCAGCCCUGCUCAUCCUCACCAUCCCAGUCUGCAACAGUGGACCAGCAGAAUUCGAGCAGUCCACAAAAGAUCAGAAGCAACUCCUCAGUCAGAUAGAUGCUGUGUGCUCAUCCUACCUCUCUGCAGACAUGAAGUUUUGGGCAUCUGACAUUUUAGGGGAACUCUGUGUCUUGAUGUUGGUUCAGAAGUCAAAGGAACUGAAAGUGCAAGAGAAUAGUAAAAGGAGCCCUGUCCCUGUGAUGCACCCUCUUCUUCAUCUAGUUUCUCAGCUCCACACCAGAAGAGAACGAGGACUCUCAGCGCGCGUAUGUACCACUCAUGCUGAACUGCAGGGACCUGCAGGAAUCCAGAGCAGAGGUUACUUCCUCUAUCGGCCACGAAAUGGAAGAAGAUCGUUAGAAUAUGAAUAAAUUAAAGAUCUCGAGACUCAAACCACUGCCCUAUGACUGAGGGACCAAACCACAGCCCUCUGACACUUCUGUAUAGUGAUGUAUACAAUGAAUGUACAUAAAAAAUGUGCAUUUUUCAGUUUUUAUUUUGUCUUGUAUGUGUGUUAUUUAAAUUAAAACUGCUAUAAUGUGAUUA
Messenger RNA from Betta splendens (Siamese fighting fish), 922 nucleotides. RefSeq names its product neuromedin U (gene nmu). The transcript has 9 exons. Gene Ontology annotation, molecular function: neuromedin U receptor binding. Lineage: Eukaryota; Metazoa; Chordata; Actinopteri; Anabantiformes; Osphronemidae. The coding region runs from base 250 to 747 and encodes 165 amino acids. The record is from RefSeq and is a predicted model, not a curated record. Gene Ontology annotation, biological process: regulation of smooth muscle contraction.